AUGGAGACUUCAAAGUCCAAAUUAGAAGUAACGAAGGCCCAAAAGAAAAAUAGCUGCUUUAAGGAAGAUGACAACUUUCAUGAUGCCUGAAAACAUUGCAUUAUUAGCAAACUAAAGAAUUCUGAGGGUAGACUCUCGAUUCCAAGAAAUAAGCAUUCUCGUGCUGUUACUCCAAGAACAUAUAAAUCAAAGAAUCUUCAAAAUAACACCGAAGAUGAGAAUCAAUUAGACUCAACCACUAAAAAUUAUUCAGAGAAGUUUAAAGUGUUCAAAUCAACAAAGAAUGAUGAGAUUAGCAAGAGGCUGGACUACCUCCUCUUCCCAAACUCUAAGAUCCAGAAGAAGAUUGAUUAUUUCAUAACACCUUACAAUAACUUAUUAUCAUUGGACAAGCACAUGGAUUUCACAGAGAAGGAGGCUCUCGAGAAUGCUCAGUAUCAAGACCAAGUUCCCAUAUCAAAGAAAUGGAAGCUAAUCUCCAAAGCAUUGAUGAAGGAGAAGGAUGAACUCCUCCAGAUCCUUAAAGCAAAAGCCAAAGCACCUAACAAGACUUUUCGGGAAAAAAGGACAGAAGUCAAGAAGGACAAUAACGGUACUAAGAAAUCACUGAGUAGACGUAAAUGCGUCUUGAGUAGCUUACCUAGACCUGAUUUUGGGAAUAAUUAUAAAAGAAAUAAUUUCAGUGAUUUGAUGAUGGAAUUUUUGGCGAACUCUCAUAACAAAAUACUGCCUAAAACAGAAGACAUAAAUAAGAAUAAAUUGAUGCACAAAUCAUCCCUGAAGAGGUCAUCUUACCCUAGUUCUCACAGGCAUAGAUCAGAUGAAGAACAGGAAAAUAGGAGGUUUAAAGUAUUUUACGCUUCAAGCACUAAGACUAGUCUCAAGGAGCACAAUGAUUGUCUUCACAACAAAAAUCUCAAAAAUAUUAUUAGCAAAAUUUACGAAAAUGGAUCAGAGCUUCCAAAAGUAGUACCUAGAUUCAUCAAACCUAGUCCUGGAACGCUUAACAAGAAUGUAAAUCAGAGGCACACUCUAAAUAUAUUAGAGAAGUCUCCAGUCAAAGGGCAUAGAAGAGGCUACUUCUUGUCAAAAGUUGGAGAAGAUCAAAAUACAAUUCCAGCAACAUCAAGAGGCUCUUAUGAGCCAAAUCAUAUGGUCCCUAAGAACCAGGGCAGAUUUUCAGGACAGAAUAGCAGACCCAAGAUUUGUCUGAGAUCCUCCCUUGUUGCUGUAUACAAGCCUUAAGGCCUACUAGUUAUAUCAUAUACAGUGUAUUCAA
Molecule: messenger RNA, 1279 nt
Organism: Moneuplotes crassus
Lineage: Eukaryota; Ciliophora; Spirotrichea; Euplotida; Euplotidae
Source: the annotation of a GenBank genome assembly